UUGUUGUUAUCAGCAAGUUCGAGCAUGGGUCUCGUUCGUGAAUUGCGGGUGACGGCCAAUUUAAGGUCGUCGUUGUACUUAUAAAAGUUGGUAGGUAUUAUUGUAAGUGGUCACUAUUUUGUUGAGACUCGACGAGUAUUCACAAUGUCGACGAUUUUGCCCUCCGCUAGUAAAACGGUCUUGAUCGGCCGUCCCGACUACCAAUUGCUCUUGGACGGAGUGAAACUAAUUAGUUUGGGAUUGUCCAGAAAAGAAGACACGGCGGCGGCCGAGUUAAAAAAUUUGGAAAUUGAUAAAAACUAUUUGUUGGGCUUGCACUGUACUACGUGUCAAAUAGCGUUUGAACUGUCUGAAGAACACAGAGCACACUAUAAGUCAGACUGGCAUCGGUACAAUUUAAAGCAAAAAAUACGUAACAGACAAACAAUCGACGAGCCAAAGUUUCUUGCUCUAGAAAAUAAAGCUAAUGACAGCUCAUCCAGUUGUGAAAGUGAUGAUGAGAUCAAUGCUUACAAUUCACAUUUUUCGAUUGAUUCAAAAUUAUUUUUUGAGAAUAAUUCUGGCAAUGCUUUUUCUAUUUACAGAUGUUUAUUGACUAAUAAAAAAGAUAUUCCAAACGAAGAAGUAGUGGUUAAUUCAUUGAAGUCCAUCAGUUCUAAACCUAUGUGGUUUAUUGUUAUGUUAGGCGGUGGUCGUUUUUCAGCAGCUAUAUUUAAAGGUGGAGAAGCAAUUGCUCAUAAAACUUUUCAUUCAUAUACUGUAAGAGCGAAACAAGGUGGUUCUCAAAGUACACAAGAUCGAUCAAAAGGUGGAUGUAAAAGUGCUGGUGCAAGUUUACGUAGAUAUAAUGAAGCAUCCCAAUUAAAACAUAUUCAAGAAAUAUUAUCAUCAUGGCUGCAUCAUAUAAAAUUAUGUGACCUUAUAUUUUAUCGGGCAAUUGGUCCAAAUAAUCGAAAUAUUCUAUUUGGCGGUUCAAACCCAUUAAUUGAUAAAAAUGACAGUAGACUAUGUCAAAUACCAUUUGGAACCAAAAAGGCUACUUUUGCAGAAGUACAAAAAGUUUAUAACCAACUAUCAACUGUUUUAGUAUAUGAUUCACAAGAAAUUAUUAAUAAUUCUAUUAAAAAUUAUGUAUUAAAGUUAUUUAAGAAAAGAAAAAAUACCGAAUCCAGAACAAAAAAAAUCGCGGAGAAACCUAUUAAAGACAUUCAAAAUUCAAAUGAAAAAGUUUCAGAAAAUAAUGUACCAUCUUCAUCGUCAGAUUCCAGUGAAAAUGAUGAAGAAAAUGAAACUGCAGAACCUCCUCAAAGUAAAAUAUUAUGUGAGAACAAUAACAGUGUAGUUACAAAUGGUUUGAAAAAUAAGAAACGCAAGAAGAGAAAGAAGAAACCCAAGGACACAAUUAUUGUAAAAUGUGCUGAAGUUGAAGAAGUAAAAAAACGUUUAUUGCAAACAAUUGAAGAAAAAAAUUCUGAAGCUUUAAGCAAAUACCUUUUAUUGGAAGAUACUCAUGAUUUUAUGACUAAAGAAAAUUUAGAAAAAAGUUUAAAUGAAACUGUUGAUGAAUCAAAUAACACUUUACUUCAUUUAGCCUCUGCUAACUGUCUGCAUGAUCAUAUUUACUUACUUUUACAACAUGGAUCGAAUCCAAUUCAUAAAAAUAAAGACGCCAAGACACCAUAUGAAUUAGCACCAGAUAAAUCAACUAGAAAAGUGUUUAGGAAAUUUAUGGCUAUUUUCCCUGAUAAAUAUGAUUAUGAUAAAUCAAGGUUACCAGGACCAUUAACAGAAGAGUUACAAGAAGAAUUGAAAGAAAGAAAAAAAGCUAAACAAAAAAGAGCCAAAGAAAGAAAGGUGGUUGAAGAAUUAAAAAAAGAAGAAGAAAUUCAAAAGCAGAAGUUUCUUCAAUUAUCUGACAGAGAAAAAUGUGCGAUAGCAGCAGAAAAACGAUUUAUGGCAGUUCAAGGGACAUUUAAAUUAUUGCGAUGCUUCUAUUGUGGCAAAAAUAUAGAAGAAAAGUAUCCUUUUGAGUACAUGGAUUAUAAAUUUUGCAGUGUGCAAUGUGUCAAAAAUCAUAGACAAAAAAAUAUUGUAUCGUAAUAAAAAUUUUAUUUUAAACAAAUAAAUGCUUAAUUCCAUACAACUGAUUUAUGUUUACUCAGAACCCACAAAUGUAUUUACUUAAAUAAUAUGUUGCAACCCCAACUAAUUGUCCAAAAUAAAAUCACCGAGGAGUAGUUUUUAUAUUUCUUGUAAGUUUAAAUUAUAUAGUAGCUAUAUAAUAAUAAUUAUUCUAAGAAAUUGAGUGUGUUGUGUAAAUGUCAUGUUUUUAGAACUUUAUUAAAUUUAUUGUUUAUUUUU
Molecule: messenger RNA, 2361 nt
Organism: Myzus persicae (green peach aphid)
Lineage: Eukaryota; Metazoa; Arthropoda; Insecta; Hemiptera; Aphididae
Product: ankyrin repeat and zinc finger domain-containing protein 1-like
Exons: 11
Coding region: 145-2100 (651 amino acids)
Source: RefSeq, a predicted model, not a curated record